AUGGUCAACGGACACAUGUAUAAGUUGGUGUACUACCUCACAGACGGUAUAUAUCCAAAAUGGUCAACCUUUAUCCAAUCCAUCUCACUCCCUCAGUCACCAAAACAAGAGUUAUUUGCUAAACAUCAAGAAGCAACCCGAAAAGAUGUGGAGCGGGCUUUUGGAGUAUUACAAGCGCGAUUUGCGAUUGUGAGAAACCCGGCUCUUACGUUGGACAAAGCAAAGAUAGGGAAGAUUAUGAGAGCGUGUAUCAUACUACACAACAUGAUAGUCGAAGAUGAACGGGAUGGAUACAUUCAUUAUGAUAUAUCUGAAUUUGAAGAAGGUGACGUCAUGAGAAGUUCACAGGUGGAAACCGAGAUUCCUACAAUUCUCAAUAAUAUUUUUCCCAGUUGGAAUGAUGUUCGAGAUAGGAGAAUACAUGACCAUCUGAAAAAUGAUUUAGUCGAGCAUAUUUGGAACAAAUUUGGUGACGAGGAUUAA
Messenger RNA from Brassica napus (rape), 483 nucleotides. RefSeq lists its product as uncharacterized. Bases 1 to 483 code for a protein of 160 amino acids. Lineage: Eukaryota; Viridiplantae; Streptophyta; Magnoliopsida; Brassicales; Brassicaceae. The record is from RefSeq and is a predicted model, not a curated record. The transcript has a single exon.